Messenger RNA from Closterium sp. NIES-67, 1894 nucleotides. The record is from the annotation of a GenBank genome assembly. Lineage: Eukaryota; Viridiplantae; Streptophyta; Zygnematophyceae; Desmidiales; Closteriaceae.
CAGACGAAGAGAUAGUAGUACCUACCUAGUAGCGAUUUGCUAUUGAGAAAGCCUGCUUUGACCUCGUGUCCGUUCGUCUAUACCGUCCUCCUGACUUACUACACCUUGUCGUCGUCACGUCAUGUCGAGGAACUCUACUAUGCACCUAACCGCCAGGCUCGGCGCGCUUCUCUUCUGGGCUAGCGCGCUUUCAAGUUGCUCCCUGUCGACCGCUCGGACCUUUGACUCGUCGCAAGUUCCAUUUCUCAGCGACUGCCAGGUCGCAUGGGGCAUCAGCAUGUCAGGGUGGACGGCUGGGGGCGACUGCCUGUAUGCUUCCUACCUUAAAUGCGAUGCUGCUGGCAUGAUCAUCGACUUAACAAUCGAGCAAAAAACCCUGGGAGGCCCCCUGCCCAACUCGAUCGGCGACCUCAUCAAACUGACUCGCCUGCUGCUUGUAAACAACGACCUCACUGGCUCAAUCCCUGCCUCCAUCACUCGCCUCACCAACCUCGUUGACCUAGACAUCAACGCCAACGCCUUCACUGGAAGCCUUCCCGCGUCCAUUGGCAACCUCGCUUCUCUCACCCACCUUGCGUUUCACACAACACAGCUGAGUGGCUCCAUACCGACUUCUAUAGGAAACCUCACCAACGUAGCAUACAUAGGUUUCACCAACAACCAAAUGACUGGCACCAUCCCAAGCACCAUCGGCGCCAUGACCAGCCUCCAGAUCAUCCAAUUCCUUGUCAACAGCAUCUCAGGGUCGAUUCCGAACUCCAUUAGCAGCCUCUCGCGUCUCUGGUACCUCGGGUUGACAUUGACCAAGCUCAACGGCACUCUUCCAUCCUCCCUUGGAAAGCUCCUCAACCUGCAGACUGCGUACUUGGACCGCAAUGAGCUGAGUGGGCCCAUCCUGCCAUCACUGGGCGACCUCACCAGGCUGAAGGACCUAUUUCUGAGCAGCAACCGCAUGGAGGGCUCCAUUCCAGCAUCGCUUGGCAGCCUUACCAACCUGCUAUACCUGUCAGUGUCCCCGUGUGACUAUCAAGUCAUCAACUUGCUAAUGUCAGGAAAGGAAGAGAAUUACCCAGCAAGGGCAAAGGGGGGGCUAUUUCAAACGCGCGGGUUUGUGCAAAUGCGGUUGUUUAAGAUUGGGCACUUCGGAAGGUUUUUUGUCACGACUCCUGGAAUUUAAAUUCUAUACAAGCAUGAUAACUAAACAUGUUUGACAAAGACUGCCAUAUUUUUUAGGCGCCUCAGACUCAACCGGCCUUUCCGAACCAGCUUGCCAUCGCCACAAGUUCUGAGGGCGUAUUCCCACAGGACAGUGUUCAGUACCUACCAGCAAACCCGAAAUCGAGUCUGCAACGCGAUACAGAGAGGUCCAACUGUAAGGAAUUAACAUUCCUUCAUGCGCUAAACUACAGCACGUAUAAUAGCUAGAUAUGAUUAGCUCCUACAACUACGAUAGCGUGUGCACCUCUAAGCCACUCGACUCGAUCCUUGCCUUUGGACGACCUGAAUUGGUCGUACCCCGCCCUCCCCCCGGGAACGGACAGCUGUGUCUGUUGUGAGUUUUUGCCACGUAAUUUUAGUGGCGGCGUUCAUUUCAAUUGUUUGGAGCGGCAACUGGUGUCAAACAUAACUUAGUAUGUUAUUGUAGACUAUAUAGGUUUGUGCCUUAGAGGGUACAACAUGAAAUAUUUUGCUUAGGUGUUUGCAGGAGACUAAGUAUAGAAUCUGCAACCACAAGUACUUAACCAAGGAUCUUUGCUGGAAUGGUAGACUAGUAAGACAGCGGAAGUCUUAUAAGAGUGAACCUGAGCACAUGAACUUGUGGGUAGUCAAAGGUUGAAUAACCUGAGCACAUAAUUCUGUGGAAAGUCAAGGUUAAUAAUAGAAAGGCAUUACA